CCCAGGGAGAGACGGAGAGAGCCCCAGAGAGAGAGCCCCACGGAGAGACGGAGAGAGCCCCAGGGAGAGAGAGACGGAGAGCGGUUUUGUGAGUCAUGAACCCCUCCAGCACCAAUGCCCCACCGAGGAGUCGCCUCUGAAAGACGCGACAGACGCCUCCCGCGACGGCUUGUUUACGCAACGGACGCAACGAGGAAGACAACAACAACAACAAACAACAUUUGGCACGAGUAAAGAAUGAACGACACGUAUCACAAAGCCGCCAGGGAUGGCUACCUCGACCUCCUGAGAGAAGCGACGAAAAAGGAUUUAAAUGCGCCGGACGAGGACGGCAUGACGCCCACUCUGUGGGCUGCGUAUCACGGGAACUUGGACGCCCUGAGGCUCAUCGUCAGCAGAGCGGGCGACCCGGACAAAUGCGACAUUUGGGGGAACACUCCCCUGCACCUGGCCGGGGCCAACGGCCACCUCGACUGCCUCACCUUCCUCAUCUCCUUCGGGGCCAACGUCUGGUGCCUGGACAACGACUACCACACCCCGCUGGAGAUGGCCGCCAUGAAGGGCCACAUGGAGUGCGUGCGCUACCUCGACUCGAUCGCGGCGAAGCAGACGAGCCUCAACCCCAAGAUGGUCUCCAAGCUGAAGGAGCGUGCCUUCAAGGAGGCCGAGAAGAGGAUCAAGGAGUGCGCCAAGCUGCAGCGCAAGCACCACGAGCGCAUGGAGCGCAAGCACCGCAAGGAGGCGCCCGCCGACUCGACGGACGCCACCAGCUUCUCCAGCUUCUCGGGCAGCUCGGCGAGCCGCAGGGCGAGCCAAGCGGGCACCGUCUCGUCGCUGCCGUUCCCCGCGACCGCAGGGCCCAACGCCACGGCCAAGGGCAAGACCAGGAUGCAGAAGAAGGUGGAGAAGAAGAAGCAGCUGGACGGGCAGUUCAAGAUCUACGCGGACGGCCGCAAGAGCGUGCGCUCGCUCUCGGGCCUGCAGCUGGGCAACGAGGUGAUGAUCGUCAAGCAGGGCACCUACCCGGCGCCGCUGCAGCCCAAGGACGCGCCGCGCCGGCACGUGCGGGACAUGUUCCGCGCGGACAGCGCGUCGGACGUGUGCACGGAGUCGGGCGUCAACUCGGAGGCGAGCAACGACUCGGGCCACGACUCGCUGUUCAACCGGCCCGGCCUGGGCACCAUGGUCUUCCGCAGGAACUACGUGACGGGCGGCCUCUUCGACAUCGGCACCGAACGCGACGGGGAGUCGCUCCGCCGCCGGAGCUCCGGCGGCCCCGGCGGCGGCGUCGAGCCCAAGGGGAAGCCGGCGCGCUCGGCGAGCGCCAACGAGAGCAUCGGCAGCGCCGGGAGCCUGCGCGAGAGGAGCACGGAGGAGCCGCCGUGGGACGACGAGGACGUGGCGCUGGACGACCCGGACACCACGGAAACGACGCCGCUCGAGAGCUUCCUCGCCUCGCUGCACAUGAGCGAGUUCGCGUCCCUGUUCAGGCAGGAGCACAUCGACCUGGAGGCGCUCACCCUGUGCUCGGACGAGGAGCUCAAGAGCAUCAACCUGCCGCUCGGUCCCCGCAAGAAGAUCCUGGAGGGCGUGGAGAGGAGGAAAGCCGCCCUGCUGGGGCCCGCCAAAGUUGAAGACACCGCGCUGUGAGCGGAGGCUUGGUUGGCAACUGCGAGCGGUCCUAAGAGCUUCGUAGCUCAUCGGAUUUUUUUGCGGAUUUAACCGAUUUUGAUUCUUCGGGGAGGCUGCCACGGUGGCGUUAAUGGUCACACGGGACUGGCAAUCUCGUGGGCAGCCGCUUGGCCACACACACGCUCACACGCUCACACGGCGUCGCCCAGGUGUGACGCGUCGACAGGAGCAACCUCACUUUGCCUUGACAGCACGCAAGGGGCGUCACGGUGGCUAGGAGAUGUUAACUACCUCGCCUGAUAUGCAGGAGGUCAUCGGUUCGAUUCCGACCCUUAUGCCUGCUGUAUAUUUGGAGUUAGCGUGUCCUGAGAUUUUUCUCUCCACAUGUAGAAUCAAUGUGCAUUUAGGGUAUUCAGCUGAUUUAAAUUUACACGUGACGAUAAGCCGCUUCGUUAAUUUAUCAUUUGUAAUGGCCAGGUCGCUUCUGAAAAAGUUUAUUUUUAGUAAGCGUUAAAACAUACGUGGUGGCAUUUGCAUCGUCCUGCUGUGUCUCUCCUCGCAGAUAGCGAGGGGCCAACUGCCAACCGCGGGUUUUUUUUUAUCUCGCAAGAGGCUCGAUCCCAUGCGUGGGCGAGCGUGAGUAGGCACGCGUGCAAUGCAGCAAGGUGGAGGACAGAGGGACAGAGACAGGGGGCCUUGGAACGUGCAGGCCUCAGCCAAGCACCGGCUGGUCGCCGCCCCAGCUGCCCUCCCCAUCCACGGAACACGUCAGGGCGUCGACUGCAUACCGGCCCUCUGUCCAGAGCAGGGGGCGGCGACACAGAAUAACAAGGGGAGACAUUCGUCUCGAAUUCGUAAAGCGAACAAAACAACUCAAUAUUUAAAGAGCCGCAAUGCAAUGUGGAUGAACACGAGACGGUGGCGCUCCUUCAUUAACGGCGUCACGGAGAAGCCCUCUUGAAGAGCCGCGUGCGGCUGCGGAGCCGCAGGCUGCUGACCCCCUGGUCCAGACGGAGAAGCGAGUCAGGAUCAAUCAGAAUCUUUAUUUAGACUGCAGCAGCAGCAGCAGCAGGAGGAAUCCGAUGAGCUACGAAGCUCUUUUAUCACCGAUAUCCUCCAGUAGUUGGACGGGUGGUCAGCAGCCAUAUACUGAAGCAUGCAGGGUCAGAAAACGCGACGAUGAUAUUCAGUGGUAGGCAGCAAACAACAAAAACGGGAAUCUUCAAUAGCUAAACAUAACAGGCAUCCCCAGCAUGCACCGCAUGUCCAGAUGACGUCGACGCAGUUGCAAGCGCUCCGCACGCAGCCUUGAGAAGGGUUGGGCAGCGCAAAGUCCCUCGGGCGCAAAUGGCAGGCGGCAGGAGGCAAGCGGCUCAGCGUUACAUUUUAUUUAGAGAGGCGUAGUAGCGCAGUCGUUUUUAAAGACAUCGUUACUCACCGCAGAGAACCGUAGCGACACGACCGCCGCCACUCUAUGGAUGCUGGCGCCAACCUGUGCCACACGCCCUCCCCCCAGCGUGGCCUUGUGGGGAUCCUCGGUACCCAUAAAGUUAUUUCGGUGUAGUUUUUCAUCCCGUUUUCUUUUUGAUGACGUACACGGCCGUCCCGAUGACAUACACGCACGUCAUCGGGGCGGAAUCGGAAGAAAAACGGAUGACGUACACGUACGUGCACGUACGUCAUCGGGACGGGAAAGGGUUGAACAACACGACGCAUCACGAGGCUGUGCGCGGGUGACGCGAGAGAAAAGGCGACGUCUUCUUGCCAUGCAAAGUGUGCUGAGAGUCCUGCGGACACCUUUUGCGAAGCUUCAACUUGCACGAUAAUUAUCGUGUGUGAGGAAACGCUGGCUUUGUGAUGGUCCUAAAGAUCGUGAUGGACAACAACCCUCGAAGACUUGGGAGAAAAAAACAACCUCAAACAUAGGCCGUUGUCAAUUACGGUGCGCACGUAAAAAAAUAUGUUGUCGUUUUCUCAAGGGCUCCUUGAUUGUCUGUGCUCGGCCUUCUGAUAAAAUACGCUUCCAACCGCGGGCAGUUAUUCACAUUUACAACGAGGAACGUCUCGUAAAGCAAACCCUGGCAGCCACGCUGUUCGGGCUCCGUAUUUUAAUGCAAAGUAAAAAGUUAAUUUCGGGAUUUACGACCAGAGCUUGCCCGCUUAUUUUAGGCUCUGCCAUGCCCUUGCGAGAUGCAGCGAAGGUGAGAGGACAAACGUGCAUUUGCUGUCAAGCAGGAACGUCGAAAUGAGGGAGGACGAAAUUAAACGAAACUGUUUAUUUGUAUUUUACUGAGCUAUAUAGCUCUUAGUUCAGAAGCGACCUGGCCAAACAGUGAUAGCUCAACGGAAUGGCUUUUCACGUGGAAAUUUAUAGUAGCAGCCAAAUACUAUGAACGCACGUUGAUUCUAAGUGGAGAGGGAAACACUGGAGGGCUGUGGAGAAAAAUCCACGCGACCACGGGUAGAGGGACAUGCAAACUACAAAUUUACAGGCAUCAGGAUCGGAAUCGAACCCACGACCUCCUCCAUACCAGGGGAGGUCGUUAACAUCUCGCUAGGGUCUGUAUGAGAUGACUUUUCCUCUCACCGUGGUUCGUCGUAAACCAAUGUCACCUGCAGGAAGUAUUAUUUGCGCAGGAAUCAACUAAGGGAAGCCAGACAACUCGAGCGGCAAUGUGCGUUACUAAACAUCAUGGCCGUAGGUGACGUCAUUUCAAGUUUAAAUAUUUUUUUACUGAGUUUUAAUUGAUGUGGGCGUUAAACCUAAAAGCCCCACGGCAUUUUUCCGCACCAGAAACAAGCACUCAAGUGCAUGAGCAAGGGAAUUUUUCUGCAUUGAAAACUCAUUCUUUGAGAUCUGCUUUACCGUGUUUAGUUUGCUGUCCUUCCCCACCGCACCUCCGAUUAGCACGGUUGGUGGUGUGAAAGACGUUCAACGUUACGUCCAUUACGGAGCGUUUCAUCGUUGCAGAAGGGCCCCAACUGCGGACACCAGGAAUGUGUCAUCCUCGCGUUCCAAACACACACUUUGCCAAAUAGCGCGCGGCGGUGCUAAGGGCUGUGCGUAGCCAGCGCUGCGCGAUAGCCCCCCGGGGCAACGCUCAUCUCGAGGGUUGCCACCCGUCCUGGUUGGCCCAGGAACGUCGUCUUCUUCUUUUCAUAGCCAUCCUAGGAAUGUGUAACAAUACCAAUUGAUGUGCACCAGUGUUCGUCACUCAUUUUCAGAGGGGGGUGGGGAGGGAGGGAUUGUCGCCGAUAAGACAGCAGCAGUGUGAGAGGGGGGCCGCCACGCAUUUGAAACCACUGGGUGUUUGAGAGCAGCACGACGAUGAUGACGAUGGGGGGGGGGGGGGGUGUCACUCUUUGUGUCCUGUCGGGGGCCUGCACGUCAGGGGCCGCACUGAAGGCCACCAGGGACCGCCAGUGGCCCCGCGGUGGCCUCCCAGUGAAGAACGACGCCGAGUUUCACGAACUUCUCCCCUCUCGUCGGUUAGCACGGUUGGCUACGUAAGGCGCGGAAGAAGUUCAACGUACAUGCACAGUGAGAUGUUCGUCUUCCCACGAAACGUCCCCAAUUCUGUAUCGCAGUGGUGGCAACCCGUAGUGAAACGGUGCAAUAUCCUCAUGUUGUACUGUACUCAGGGUCGUCCAUAGCAGGGGGGUGGGGGCAGGCCCCGUGGCAAAUCCCCCCCAUGUGCCCCCCCCCCGAACCCUUCUAACUAAACCGGAAAUAUUACAUCUGAUGACACCGUGACAACGGAGUGCGUGGGGGGCCCCCCUAAAGUGCGGGGUCCAGGGCAGUCGCCCAGACUCGCCGUGUACCCUAGCGGUAGCUUGCCUGCACUUCGAGCGUGCUCAAUCUCUACGACAAUUCAAUCGAUCGAGCACCACCCGAGGCCGCAUUCCAGGAGGUGACCGCAUCAACGAGAGGCAGUGUCAUCGUUGAUUCUAUUAUUUGCAGGAUGCAAUGAACGCGCAUUGCGUCUCACUGAGGCAUUGACCGUGUUGUACGUAAACCGCCCCACUCGGCACAAACCACUUCUGGAUUUAAGAACUCCCCUUUAUAUUUUGUACUAAACAUAUCACCCACCACCCCAAUGGCGUGUACUUAAUGUUCAAAGCAGAGAGAAAGAAAAAAACAAUGAAUAUUUUAUAUUUUUAUUAUUCAGUAUCCUAUAUAUGGUGUAUUUUUGUGUAUCGUGUGCAUAUAUAUGUGAAUGUGUAAAUUACAUAGCACUAAAUUAACAAAAAGCCAAAACACGGAGCGUUCUUUUGUCGUUAGAUGUGUACGCAUUAUUCUAAGUAUUCAAAUUAUCGUGACGCGUGCAGAAGUUCAAAGCAUUACACGAGCACGGGUGACCUGGUUACAGGUGGGGUGACCUGGUGACAGGUGGGGUGACCUGGUGACACGUGGGGUGACCUGGUGACACGUGGGGUGACCUGGUGACACGUGGGGUGACCUG
This is a messenger RNA of Petromyzon marinus (sea lamprey), 6095 nucleotides long. It is a transcript of the gene USH1G, whose product is annotated as USH1 protein network component sans. NCBI's taxonomy places the organism in Eukaryota, Metazoa, Chordata, Hyperoartia, Petromyzontiformes, Petromyzontidae. Gene Ontology annotation, molecular function: protein binding. The record is from RefSeq and is a predicted model, not a curated record.